Cherax quadricarinatus is the source of this 3734-nucleotide messenger RNA. It is a transcript of the gene cdm, whose product is annotated as importin-13-like protein cdm. Gene Ontology annotation, biological process: protein import into nucleus. Gene Ontology annotation, molecular function: small GTPase binding. Gene Ontology annotation, cellular component: cytoplasm. The record is from RefSeq and is a predicted model, not a curated record. NCBI's taxonomy places the organism in Eukaryota, Metazoa, Arthropoda, Malacostraca, Decapoda, Parastacidae.
GGUGUGAACUGAGCAACCCUGGGUGUGAACUGUACAACCCUGGGUGUGAACUGAGCAACCCUGGGUGUGAACUGAACAACCCUGGGUGUGAACUGAGCAACCCUGUGUGUGAUUUAAUAAUCCCGGAUGUAGACAAUUCAGUCCUGGAUGUAGACAAAAUAGUCCUUGAUACAGACAAAUAAUCUGGAAUGUAUAAGCGACAGUCUUGGAGGUAAACUUCUCUUGUCUUGGAGGGCAUUUCAGGAUUUUCCUUGGAGUUUGCGUCACUGCAGUUGCAGAGAACAAUGAAGGCGUCCGAGGCAGGGAAACGUAAUAAGAUGGAGGUGUCAGCCGAGCAGGUGGAGCAGGCGGUGGUGGAGUUUUAUCGGGACCCUGUGUCCAAAAGUGGCCUUAAUGCUUGGUUAAUGCAGGCCCAACACUCACGCCACUCCUGGACCUUUGCCUGGCCACUGUUAGAUCCAAGAAAGCCUGAGGAGGUGCAGUUUUUCGCUGGGAACACCGUAUAUAUGAAGGUGUCCAGGUACUGGCACGAAGUUCCAAAGGAAGAAUAUGAACCACUGAAAAUUAAGAUUUUAAACCUUAUUGCACAAUAUAGUAAUUCUAAAGUAAUACUCAAUAGAUUAGUAAAAUCUUUAGGAGCAUAUGUUAUCCAUACAAUUCAGUCGGAUUGGACGACGGCAAUACAAGAUAUAAUUACUAUGUUCGAUCCAGGAACAGUAUCGGGCAUAGAACCAUCCACAGCAUUAAACCUGUUAUUUAGUAUACUUACUGUAAUACCUGAAGAACUUGAAUCUAUGCAAGAAGCCAUGAGUAUUAACAGUAAAGACAAGCAAAUUAUAACAGGUGCCAUCAGAAGUAGUCAUCAGUCAGUCUUGAGCCUGAUCUCCCAAGUGAUGCAGGCAGGACAGGUUAGCAAUGUGAUCAAGGAGGUGGUGCUCAAGACCUUAAAUGCAUGGCUCAAGCUCUCCCUCCCCCUCUCUGAGACGAGGGACCUACUAGUGGCUCUCAUACCAUACUCCAACUAUGCCCUUCUCUGUGAACCUGUGAUGGAUGCCAUAAGGACAGCAGUGACGGACGUUGGCACUUACAACAUUCCCAACACAGUGAUGGAUUUUGUCACGCAAAUGCUUGGUCUAACACCUGUGUUGGAAGAAGCACAACAUGCUAACGAUGAAAACACAGCAUCAUUGGUGUACAGUCUUUUUACCUCAGUGGUUGAGUGCCAUUCCCGGUUACUACUACAGUGUGCACUCCAAGCUGAGCAUCAAGCGACAGUGGUACAGGUUGUGGCUCUCCUCCUCCAGUGUGCAGCUACCCCUGGCCAGUAUCCCACUGAUGAGACUACCUCAAACAUUCCUUUUGCUGUAUGGUUCACUAUCCAGGAUGAUAUUAUGACCUUUGAGGGAGAGCAGCAGGCUGAGUUGCUAACGCUUUUCCAACCAGUGUACCUGAAAUUGGUGGAUACUUUUAUACAAAAAUCUUUGUUGCCGCCUGAUAAUGCACUAACAUCAGAAGAGAAGGAAAUGUUUCGUUGUUACCGGCAAGACAUCUGUGAUACUUAUAUGUAUGCCUAUUAUGUAUUAAGAGGAGACAUGUUAAGCCACUUAGAAGUUCAUCUUAAAGAUGCUGUAGUAAAAAUGCAGAAUGAUCCCAGUGAUUGGCGAUAUUUAGAAGCUGUUCUACAUGCAUAUUCUUCAGUGGCAGAAACUGUUGCUGAGACAGACAACUUCUACGUGCCACGGUUUAUUCAGAGCAUACCUCAGAUACCUUUCUCUGACAACAUUCAGCUAAUAUCUGUGGCACUAACAACACUAGGAGCAUAUGCAGAUUGGUUGAACUACCAUCAAGACCACAUGCACCAUGUGAUCCCUCUAAUGGUGGAAGGGUUGGUCAAUGCUUCACUGGUUGGAGCAGCAUCACAAGCCCUUCGUGAUUUAACACUUGAGUGCCCCCUCACCAUUUCCCCCUUUUCACAGCCCAUACUGACUAGUUGCCAAAGAGCUUUGGAACAGAGUCGGCUGGACAGUGCAGAAACUGAGCGUAUCAUGACAAUAAUAAGCCGAGUACUCUCAGUGGGCAAGGACCAGCCUACUAUCAUGACCUACCUCAACGCUACCCUCACACCAUAUAUUUCUCGUCUUAGUCACCUUAAGGAUCUCAUGGGAAGUGGUUUGUCUCGAGAACAACACAAUGAAUUGGUUUCUCUCCUUAAGUUAUUAUCUUGCCUGUCUCGGCAUCUUAACCUCAAUAAUUCAGCCGUGGAGGAAGAUGAUGAUGAGGACGGAACUACACGGAGACAUUCACAGGUAGUGAGUGGAGCUCCCCAGCCAUUGUUGUUGGUCUUGCAACAGCUGAUGCCUCUCUUGUCUGAUAUUGCAUCCAAAGCCACAACAGACCAGGAAGUCAUAGAGGCUCUCUGUAAACUUCUAAAAAACAGCAUUAGCACUCUGGUAGAUGAUUGUGUAGCCAUCUUACCAGCAAUCCUAGAAAUUAUACCUCAGCUUUAUGAAGCAUCCCUCAACCCAGCAAUAUUAGAUUUAGUUAAACAGCUUGUUAUACUGUUUGGGCGAGAAGGCAGCCAAGAAGCAAACAUGGGAGUUUUGUUACGAAUGGUCACUUCGACAACCUUGAGUAGAGCUUCAGCAGAUUUGUGGAACCAUACUGAUGCUGUCCAUGGUUGUCUUACGCUUCUUACUGCUACAUUCAAGAAAACUCCUCAUCUAACAACGGCUAACCAUAACCAUUUAGCACCAUUAUUCCAUCUCGGUGUAGAAGCCCUCAAAUUACCUGAAGAAGGAACAGUUCGAAGUGCAGGUCAUUUCUUAGCUGGCUUUAUCAAUUUUAGCAGAGACCCAGCAGGAGGAUGUCUGCAGCCAGUUGUAGCUCACAAUACAGAAACUCUCGUCAGAACGCUCAUGUUUUGUAUAUGUAAUUCACCCCGCCAUAGCCUGAGUAGCUUCAGUGAUGUUUUAAGUGCACUAUGCAAAAUGUAUGGAGAUGAUCUUGCUCGCACUUUCAAGACUGUACAAGCUGAUGAAACUUUCUUGUUACCACGUGUUACUGCGCAACAAAAGGAAGAUUUUGCCAAGAAGGUUUUAAAGAAUCGUGGAAGCAAGCGUAAAAUCCUUGAAGCAGUGACAGACUUGGCGCUGAUUGGCCGAGGUCUAGCUGGCACAGAUUAUGGAGCUCAAACUCGUGGAUUCCACUGACAAGUUGCCUUCAUCCUUCUCACCCUUAACUGUUAUGGAGUCUACUUGUUGUGCUUGAAUGGUUUAUCUGCCUAAGUUUUCGUGUUCUGGAAUAUGUUACUUGCAAAGUUAAAUAUUUCAUCUCCAAGUAAGUCGUCACCUAAUACAAAUCAUAUAAAUUUAUUAUUUUAUUGGGUCAUAUACAUAACUGUUGUUAUGAAUUAUAGUGAUCAAGGUUGGGUGAAUAUAAUGUAGUUUGUUUGCAAGGCAAGCCUUUCCUUCAUAUUUAGAGAAUGGCAGUGUAACAUAUUUUUGAGCAAGAAAAAGUUGUUACAAAUUGUGAGUAUUUAUUUUUACUUUCAGAUCAUUUUAGACCUAUCAUGGCAAGAGCAAAGCCUCCUCUCACAGUAUUAAGUCAUUAAAAUGACCAAGGUCAGGGAAUAGAGAAGGAAUUUUCACUCUCAAUCAUGUUGAAGUUUACUAUUUAAACUUAAAAUAGCAUUAACCUCUUAAAGAAAUAUAAAAUAUUAAAAUGACAAGGAAAAA